Messenger RNA from Cylindrotheca closterium, 1647 nucleotides. Lineage: Eukaryota; Bacillariophyta; Bacillariophyceae; Bacillariales; Bacillariaceae. The record is from the annotation of a GenBank genome assembly.
AUGGAAGGAGGGGCUUCCAAUGCACAAGGUGGUCCAAAUCGACGCAAUGGUCGCAAUCGUCGCCGCCGAAACAACAAAAAUAGCGGCAAUGCCGGCAAUGGCAACGGCAAUAACACCAACAACACCAACACCAACAACAACAACAGGUCGCAACCACAACCGCAAUCGCGGUCUCAGUCCAUGGAUGGAUCGAUGGGAAUGACCGGCAAUUCAAAACCGCCCACUCCAGGAAACAACAAAUCUCAAUCUCCUCAACGGAAUAUUCACCAAGGGAAGAAAAAGUCUCGGUCGCCCAACCGCGAUGGACGCUCCACCUCGCCUCUGCGUCCACACCAACGUAUCCACAAGUCACAAAAUCCGGACAUGACGGUGGUCAUCAACAGGAGCGAUUUGUGGGACUCUGCUGCGCACUUUCAACCGGAUGAGACCUACGUCCAACACCAUCAACACCCGCAGCCCAAUCUGCUUGUCAAGCCGUUUCAAUUCAUCCCUCAUGUUCCCAAUCAUCAUGCUCCGUCCAUUGUGACAGCUCGUGUCCCUUACAAUUUGGAAUCCAUCAAGCCGCCACCCCAAUUUGCGGAUGGGCUCUUCGAUGUCUUUGACAGAGUUACGCCCAAUCCCCACGACUCAAGUGUAGUCCAUGACAAGUAUUGGUGUCAACGCCGUCGGCUCUUUUCCAGAUUUGAUGCAGGCAUUCAGUUGGACUCCGAAGGAUGGUUCUCGGUUACACCCGAGGUCAUUGCCGAUCAUGUGGCUCAGCGAGUGGCCAACCUGGCCAAGCCUAUUGUCCAAGCUCGGAAUGAUGGUUAUGGGAUUGUCAUUAUGGAUGCCUUUUGUGGAUGCGGGGGGAACUCGGUUGCCUUUGGCAAGAUUGAUACCUCUCUUGUCUCGCGUGUGGUAUGCGUGGAUACAGAUCGUACCAAGCUCAUGAAGGCCGCUCAUAAUGCUUCUUUGUACGGAAUUCCUACCAAUAAGUUGGUAUUUAUUGAAUGCAACUCGACCUUCAUCCUAAAGUACUGCUACAAGAAUGGGCAGUUUAUCUUGGACCAGCCAUCCACACAGCUUCCCAAGUACAUGCCCAAGCCGGUUCAAAUGACACGUCAUGCCGGAUAUCGCAUUGGAGGUUUGGAUCUGUUGCCCCGGCGCAUUGAUGCUGUCUUUAUGGAUCCUCCAUGGGGCGGUGUUGACUAUGAGGUGUUUGGAAAGAACGGGUACGACCUCAAGAAAAAUAUGAAAAUUCGAAUUUCACCCGAAGAAGACGAAUACGAAGCGGACGGAGACGGCUUUGGAGAUGAUUUCUUUGAUACCUUUUCUACACCUACCAACCACCAAAAAAUGUCGCAAAAGGCUCGCAAGGCCAACUUUAACAAGCACACGGAAGGCGACUUUAUUGAUGGAAUGGAAAUGCUCAAAGUGGCUGCUGAAGCGACGGCAUCCCGAAUUGUGCUUUUUGAUAUGCCUCGAAAUACCAACAAGGUUUCUCUUGGAUUGAGUGCAUAUGAGGCUGGAUACAAGGGCAACAUCAAGCUCGAAGAGCACUACCUCAACGGACGGCUCAAGACGGUGACUGCCUACAUGGGGGCGGACUACAGUGGGCUCAUUAAUAACCACAAUCAGGGCAAGGAUGCAGCAGAGGUACACAGUUAA